Molecule: messenger RNA, 744 nt
Organism: Pichia membranifaciens NRRL Y-2026
Lineage: Eukaryota; Fungi; Ascomycota; Pichiomycetes; Pichiales; Pichiaceae
Exons: 1
Biological process (GO): mRNA splicing, via spliceosome
Cellular component (GO): Prp19 complex; spliceosomal complex
Source: RefSeq, a predicted model, not a curated record
AUGGUGCCAGUUUACGUGAAAGGAGGGAUGUGGACGAAUGUGGAAGAUGAGAUCUUGAAGGCUGCAAUUGCCAAGUACGGGUUAAACCAAUGGUCUCGGGUCUCUUCACUUUUGACUCGGAAGAAUGCCAAACAGUGUAAAUUAAGAUGGCAAGAAUGGCUUGAUCCACGUAUCAGAAAGGUCGAUUGGAGUCCUGAGGAAGACAGAAAGUUGUUGAACCUCGCUAAACUAAGGCCGAACCAAUGGAGCUCUAUUUCUUUGAUGCUCAACAGAACAGCAAAUCAAUGUAUCGAACGAUAUCAAGAGUUGUUGUCUGAUUACACAGGUCAAGAGGAUGUUGCAGCGGACGAAAACAUUGGUGCAAGCCGUCUUUUGCUAACAGGAAAUGUCGAAUCAUCAGGCGCUAGGAACACAGCAGGCAGUUCUCUAGGUGGCUUGAAUUUGAACCCGGAGUCUAAACCCGCAAGGGCCGAUUUAGAUGAAAUGGAUGAAGACGAAAAGGAAAUGAUCAGCGAAGCAAGAGCAAGGUUGACGAAUACACAAGGUAAAAAAGCCAAAAGGAAAGCAAGGGAGAAAAUUUUGGAAGAAAGCAGACGUGUUGCUGAAUUAUUGCGUAGGAGAGAGUUAAAACAAGUAGGUAUCAACGCUGCUUUAAAAACUAAGAAGCAAUUUAAGGAGCAAAUGGAUUAUAAUGCUGAUAUUGCAUUCGAAAGAAGGCCCGCAGAGGGCGUCUUUGAUACCACA